CGGCCCCCGAGCGCGCCGCGAGGACCGUUAACAGCCCCCGAGCACGACCCGCCGUCAGGACCGUUAACGGCCGCCGAGCGCGAGCCGCCGUCAGGACCGUUAACGGCCGCCGAGCGCGAGCCGUCGCCAGGACCGUCAACGGCCACCGAGCGCGCCGCGCCGCGAGGACCGUUAACGGCCGCCGAGCACCAGCCGCCGUCAGGACCGUUAACGGCCGCCGAGCGCGCCGCGCCGCGAGGACCGUUAGCCUUCCCCCCGCGAGCGGCAGCCCGCCCCGCUCCCCACAAGCUGCCCGGCUUGGCGAGCGCAGCCCGAGGAGGGAGGUCUCGGGGGGAACCGCCUGGGAGGAGGACGGGUGCCCCGCUGCCGGCGGGUGCGGCGGAGGCUGGGGGAGCACAGGUAGGGCGCGGGAGGAAGAGCCGCUUUCCGGGCAAGGCAGAAGGCGCCUCGGCGGCCCGCGGCGGCUCUGCGGCGCUGUUCGGCACCGCCGGGUGCCCCGGCGCGCACCUGCUCCUUCCAGCCCCGCUGUGCCCUCGCCGUGCUUGAGGCGCUGCCUCUCCAGCGAGCGGCUGCGGAGAAGCUCGCAGAGGGAUUCCUUGCGCCUUUUACACGUUUUUAUGUCGGUUUAUUUUCUAGUCGCACAAGAAAACCACUCAUCAAAUACGACGUUGUACUUUUUAUCAGGUAACAAUGACAAGCAACACACAAAAAUCCGAUGAAAACAGAAGUAAACGUAAAAAAGAGAUGGAGAGUGAAGCUUCAGAAAAUCCACAGUUGUCCUCCCUUGAAAAAACAGAUCUGCCUUUUUCUGAAGGCUCGCUGUCCCUUUACAAACCUGAACCUCUGGAAAAGGUUUUAAAUGAGAUGAACAAAGAAAUUAAGAACUUGCUAUCAAAAUAUGCCCACAUUUUAAGUGACCGAGCAGCGAUGGAUGCUUCUUACGUGCAGGAGCUUGAUGGAAUCUUGAAAGAAGCGAAAACCAUAGAAAACCACUUAAAACAGAAAAGGGAGAGUCUGAAGCAGAGAUUCGCAGUGAUUGCAAAUACUCUGCAAAGCUAAAUGGAGCUCGUUGGAUUGAAAUGCAGAGCAAAACUGUUGUAGUAUAAACUACAGUAAAUGCUACAGUGUUUCAUAAACAACUUAUGUGAAUAUUUCUAGCAGUUCAGGAAACUUUCAACAACUUAAGUAGCAAUUUUUGAAGUAAGUAAAUAUAUACAAUAAAUAAGGUAGUGCUAGUAACAAACAAUACUAAAUCUCCAUCUUAAAUCCUAUGAUUUCAUGGGAUUUUAUACUUUUUGACCCAUUGUUUAGGCUGUACCUAUGUUUCCAUCCCUAGAAAAUACUGGAAGUAUUUAAAAAAGAAAGUAGAAGCAAUUUUGCGUUGCUUGACUUCAAGGUUUUGGAAGUACAAUGCAACUGAAUUCAGAAGCUGUCAUGGUAUUUCUAAUGUGAAUACUAAGGAUUGUUUUCUUUUACUUUCACAACCAAUCCUCCUCUCUAUAACAAUAUAGAAAUAUUGUAUAGAAAAAUAGAGAUAUAUUCUAUAACAUACAGAAUAUAUGAAACAUAAAAUUUUGCUAACUAUUUAAGUGAAGACUUGUGAUUAUUUUGUAUUAACCAUCUUCUAUUUUUUUCCUACUCUAGAAAAUAUUUUGGUGCUAAAAUCCUAGUAGAAUACACUUGGAAUCUUAUUUCCAUUUUUGUCUCAGAACAUAAAUAGACUGAAGAGAUCAGACCGAAGCGUUUAGAAACAGGAGAGUUCUAUCCAGAAUAUUACUUUGGGAAAUGUAUAAAGAGGUAUAAAGUCUUAAUUUGAAAAUAUAAUUUAAUACUUGUAUAGUUUUUCUAAUAAAAUGAAGCCAAUUUUAAUAUACUCAUAAAAGCACAUAUUCAAAACUUUGCUUGUAAUGUCAAUAAAUGACUAGGUCAACACCAGCUAGAAUACAACACUGCUGUUUUACCUUGUCAUUUUGAUAUAUCAGUAUUGUUUGCCGAAUAUACAGUUUUUUUAAUGAUGCUUAUGGAGUUCUUUGAGCAAAUUUUCUUGUCAUUUGACUGUUAAAAAGAUGAAACAUAAAAUGUAUAAAGCUUUAUUCGUACAAAUUGUCAGGCUAAUGUAAUAAAGUGCUAGAUAGCCCUGCUGCUAGCAUAAGUGACAUUUAUGUCUUUAACCCAGUACUGUGAAUUAAUUUUCUCUUUACGUCUUUUCAGACUUAUUCAAUCCUACCUUCCCCCUUUUAACAGAUAAAAGUCACAACUGAAUGUAACACCCAUCAAACUGAUACUAUUUAAAACAAAUAAUUAGAGAAACUGGACAUCUAGGGUGAGAUUUUCCAAGGUAUUUAGGUACCUAAAGAUGCAGACAUGUACU
This is a messenger RNA of Dromaius novaehollandiae (emu), 2371 nucleotides long. RefSeq names its product testis expressed 12 (gene TEX12). Bases 691 to 1059 code for a protein of 122 amino acids. The transcript has 4 exons. Lineage: Eukaryota; Metazoa; Chordata; Aves; Casuariiformes; Dromaiidae. The record is from RefSeq and is a predicted model, not a curated record.